Molecule: messenger RNA, 1839 nt
Organism: Drepanopeziza brunnea f. sp. 'multigermtubi' MB_m1
Lineage: Eukaryota; Fungi; Ascomycota; Leotiomycetes; Helotiales; Drepanopezizaceae
Source: RefSeq, a predicted model, not a curated record
AUGUCCAACAGCGGUUUCACCAUUCCACAUGAACCAAACUUUGCCUUCCAGGGACCUCCAGGCUUUUCCUUGAAUCGUACAGAACCUAUCGAGGGUAACAACAGUGGACCAUUCUGGCACGGUGAAGGUCAACAGUACUUGCACGACGAGUCAGUUGCGCCCCAGGGACCGACCCAAAAUGGAUUCUCUGAUGCUCUGAACUCAUUUCAUGACCCCCAGGAGACAAGGUCUGUCCCUUAUAACCCACGAGGCUCGUUUUCUGGGUCUGUCAUGAGCCCAUGGCAGAAUGGGCUAUCCACCCCAAUGGACUCGGUGUCUAUGUCUCGACAGGCUUCCCAAGAUUCCGUUGGAGCUCAAUCACAGAGGACAACUAACUCGUUUGAUCAAAGCCGAUCUACGAGGAUGUAUCCGAAUGUAACCCAGAUGUCAUACCACAUGUCGUCUGCAGGCUCAGAUGCCACAGGCAGGUCAAACAGUCCUGCUAGCUCUGCUAUGUAUACCCCUACACUGCAGCAAAUGGAAACGCAAGUAUUCGACAACUUCCAGUACCAAGGAGAGGAUUUUGCUGGGAGCCACCCCUUGUUCCACGGAGGGACUACUGCCAGUAGCGUUGCAGCCCACCCGAUUAUGGCCUUUGCUGCGGGUCCUCCAAACAAUAUGUUCUCCCCCGUGGCUGGUGAGUCUUUUAUUCCCGCAGGAGCAACCGCCAGCCAAGAUCCAGUUGCCCGAGAUUCCGAAAUGUACCAGGCCGGUACUGUCAUCGAGUCUCCGAUACUGUGGGACAACGGGACCGACUUCCUGGAGUCGCAGAGAUCAUCCCCAAUCCUUUUUGAGGAGGCGUGGGCCCUACCAGCUCCCCAACUGGCAACAUCAGCAACUGGCAGCCCGUUCACGCCCAGUGUCGAAGGCACCUCUCCCAGGUAUGUUCAGGAUACUCCCGAUCUGGUGGACUUGCCCCCUUACGCAGCGACUGGUGACAGGGUAAUAAGAAAGCCUAUUGGACCUCGACCUUCCAAGGUUGCCAGUGACUUGGCCGCCAGGCCCCAACGCCUCCCAGGAACUGCCGAGACUGCGGACGAAUCGUUGAAGAUGGUCAGCUCCAAUGUCGAGGUCGAUAACACUCCCCGGGACCACCACCUGUACCACAAUGUGACUCCCCAAGCCGAUGGGCUCUACCACUGCCCGUGGGAGAAGGACCCGACUUCCAACUGCCAACACAAGCCCGAGAAGCUCAAGUGCAAUUACGAUAAAUUCGUGGAUUCGCAUUUGAAGCCCUACAAGUGCAAGGUCGUUGCCUGCAAGGAUCUUCAGUUCUCGUCGACAGCCUGUCUCCUCCGUCAUGAGCGCGAGGCCCACGCCAUGCACGGUCAUGGCGACAAACCCUUCGCAUGCACUUAUGAAGGCUGCGAACGCGGUGUUCCGGGCAAUGGCUUCCCACGCCACUGGAAUCUCCGUGACCACAUGAAGCGUGUGCACGGUGACCCCGGACAGCCACAGACCAAGAGCAAUGCAUCCGCAUCUCCCCCCCCGUCCGGGAGCACCAAGAGCAAGAAGCGCAAGGCAGGUGAUGAACAAUCCAACCUGGACAAGGCUCCAAAGAGGGUUGCCACCCCUCCGAUUGUAGCGCGCAAGCCACAGGAGCCCAGCCUGAUGGAGCGCUACCAGGAGAAGCACCAGAUGCUGCAGGGCCUUGUGAACCAACUCAAGGACCCCAGGCAUAAUGAUAACCUUUCGUUGCUCCGCAAUGCCAUGGAGUGUAUCAAGGUAAUGGGUCGGACUACCCAGAUGAUCAAUCCCGGCCCGGGUAUGCAACAGAACUUCAAGCAUGAAUCCAGCUGA